GAUGCGAAGAACCUUCUCGUGUCUUUACAGUUAUUUUUUCCCUUUUCCGAAACGAAGGCGAAGUUUUGUACAGCUUUAUCCAAGGAUUUAAUUGUGUUAAGAUGGCAGAAGGAGGUAUCAGGCAUUACACGGAAUGGACUCCAAGGCCCAUUAGGCGAUCAAGGUAUGAAUAUGAAGAUGAAUCGAAGGAAACAAGCACCAUUAUGGAUCUCCUGGGGUAUGGACCAGCCAUCCGACAGAAACGAAAAGACGUCUACCAGUGGCGAGAUAGGCUGUAUAAUAGAUAUUUCAAUAAUUUCAUAGAUUAUGAUCCGAUGGUCACCGCAGGGAGCAAGGCGGAGGGGUUGACCUGUGUAUACGAGAGCGAUAUUGAUGUGAUACACGUACUCCCAUAUACAGUGUGUCUGGAAGACGGGUUUAACGAGAGCACAAUUCCAGAUCACUUCAUAGUAUUAAUGAUGAAUACGCAGGGCUGCAAUUCAGGAUAUUGUAAACCAUUACUUCUGAGACCAGAUACUGGGAUUUAUCCUGCUAUUUACGAUUCCAUAUGCGAUGAUGGAUAUGGAAAUAGUAUUUUAAGCAGCAAACGUUUUGUUGAAUUUUUUAAAACUGUCCACCCAUUGUCUCCAUUUGUCCACAAUUCACCAAUUGCUGGUCCAUCUAUACCAUUGUCACUUGGUCCUUACAGAGUUGAUAAUAUUCGAGCCAUUCACUGUAACUGUCCAGUCAUUUUACAGAAAUGGGCUUCACGGACGCGUCACUGGCCACCACCAAGUAUUGUUGAGAAAGUUAUUGCGAUGAGAGCGUUUGUUACUCCGAUAGGGUGUAAGGGCAGCGUAUACAACCACUUGGAAUGGAGGAUAUGUUUUAAUACUUCUGAGACGGAGCUUGUGAAUAAUCUAAAUGACACGCAAAUCAAAGUAUAUGUUAUAUUGAAGAUGAUCGUGAAUGAUGUAUUGAAACCUCAGAAGAAAGAGAUUACAUCAUAUACAUUGAAGAACAUUGUAUUAUGGCUGGCAGAAAACAACCCACAGGCAUUGUUCCAUGCAGGAAGUUUGUUUCAUUGGCUUCACGAGGGACUUGAUUUAUUACGAACCGCUUUAUCCUUAAGGGAGCUUCCUUACUAUAUGAUCCCAGAAAGGAAUCUUAUGGCAGAGAGGGAACUUGACGAUGAGCAACAGCGUGUGUUCGUAAGCUCUAUAACGGACAUGAUGGAGGAGGGGCCACACAUGCUACUUAGAUUAAAUAAGAUACGUCAGGCCAUAAUAUGCCAUCCAGAACCAUUGCUGUGGUUCAGUAAGAUGAGAACUGAGCUAGAGAUAUUGCGUCUGGAGUCGUUUCGCAGAGCUCAUCAAUGCAUAUUUAACCACUUAGGGAGUGGUCAGACUUUAAUUGAGUUCGUUCAAUGCUUUUUAUCGAUAAUAGAGGCUGAUAGUAUCAUGCAGGCUUACAACAAACGUAGAGAAGAAAUCUUGUUUGAGGUCUGGCUGCGUUUGUUUCUGGAAGGAAGUUCAGUAAUACUUUCGAAUCCGUUAGAGUAUAUGAUUCUUAGCUAAGUAAGUUUAUAUGCACAACUAUAAGAUACUAGCAGUGUUUUAAAGUAUGAUACAGAUAUUAUCGAGUUAAAAACUAGUUUAUUCACGAUUUUAAAGCGAACAGAGAAACUGUGCAGCUGUUCCUUUAUUUAAAACAUUUUUUAAUAUAUAUCUAUGGAUUUGUCAGAAUGAUUUGCCUUAAAUGCUAGUGUUAUAUCAUCAAAUGCAUACAAUAUUUGUGUAUCAAUGAAACAGCAUUAUCGCUUAAGUUGUUUACAUUAGUCGAUACGGUGUUGCGUUGAAAUAUAUCAAACUCCCUAGUUCUAACUUCUCUAAUAUUUAACUAUAAGUAGGUAUAUGAUAGAAAGCUAUUUUUAGAACCAGACAUAUAUGUCAGUGAAGGCAAUACCUUGACACUAUACAAUACACAUGAAUGCAUUUAUUACAUACUGCAUAUUGUUGAUUUGUUUGAUUGAAUAAUGACUUUGGUAAAAGUUAUAGAGACUAUUUUCUCAGCAAGUCAAAUUCUCUGUGAACAUCCUGUUAAAGAAAAUGUAGAAUUUCCUCUCACAUAUAAAAUAAUUAAGCUGUUAUAGGCUGAUAUACUCAGAUGCUUUCUUGAUAAGGUGACUUCUCUGAAAUAGUUAGAAUUUUGUGUUUAACAAAUAACUACCUAAUUGUUUCAUCAUCAAGCCACAUUGUUAUUUUAGGAAAAUAAUUUUAAUAAUUAGAUAAGUUACUAUUAAUAGUGUGUUAGUCAGAUUAGUGUUCUCCAGAUUUUGAGGACUUAAUCAAAAAUAAAUUAAUUUAAUUAUUUACUAAUAUAGUAUUCGCUGAAUUAUUUCCACGCACCGUGUGCCUUGCAUUAGUUGUUAUCUGGUUAGAUUAUUUGAUUUAUUAAUUUUUUUUUAUUUUUCGUUAAUAUUUUAUUCUUAUCCGUUUUUUAAGAGGCAUUUUGUUAAGUGACUGGUAUUAGGUAAGAGUUUUUUUAUACAUGAUAUUUGACCUUUGUCAUUCUUACUGCAAUCAUCAUAUCGGCUAAUGCUAUUUCCAUAAGGACCUUUAUCACCCAGACUUUGUUGCUUUUGUAUUGGUUAAACAAAACCGAUAUCUUUUUCAUAAUUGCACAUUGACUUCUUGCGUUCAGAAAGGAUGGAGAACCAUACAUUUUUAAUAAUUGUUGUUUAUGUAUUAAAACUGAGUUGGUCUUUAUUUUGUUUAUAUUCUGAUUACGCCAUUUUGUAAUACAAUGCGUGUUUCAAUUUUAAUUUGUUGUCAUCCUGACCAGGAAUAGUCAUUAUUUCCAUAUCUUAUAACCGACCGGAUAAUUUACGUGAGCAAAUGAGACAGAACACCACACUAGCAAAUGUGAAACCGUUUUGUUUUGUCAAUUUUCAACAUGAAAUUAACUGAGACUCUGUGUUCUCCAUUCCGAAAUCCGUUGUUAUAUUUAUAUGGAGAUAUAAAUUUGCCUGGAUUCUUUUUAUUUAAGUAUAGCAAUAUUUUUUUAAGUGUUAAAAACAAGGUAAACAAAACGCCUUAUCUACGACUUGAAAUUCGUUUAAUGAUCUUAUAAAAAUUUUAUCUGCAUCAUCAAGAGAGUAAUGCUUAGUACGACGGUUUUGCAUUAAACACUUUGUACCUUAA
Messenger RNA from Dreissena polymorpha, 3182 nucleotides. RefSeq lists its product as uncharacterized. The record is from RefSeq and is a predicted model, not a curated record. The coding region runs from base 102 to 1556 and encodes 484 amino acids. Lineage: Eukaryota; Metazoa; Mollusca; Bivalvia; Myida; Dreissenidae. The transcript has 3 exons.